AUGAAGUCCAGGCUGCUCCCUGUGCUGCUGCUGCUCCUGGCCCGGCCCCCCGCCACGCAGCCAGCUCCCCCGACCUGCUACUCCAGGAUGCUGAGCCUGAGCCGAGAGGUCACGGGUGACUUCCAAAGCCUGCAGGCCGUGGAGCCCUCGGAGCCGUGUGUGAGAUACCUGCCCACGCUCUACCUGGAUAUACACAAUUACUGUGUGCUGGCCAAGCUGCGGGACUUCGUGGCAUCGCCCCAGUGUUGGAAGGUGGCCCAGGUGGAUGCCUUGAAGGACAAAGUGCGGAAACUGUACACCAUCAUGAACUCAUUCUGCAGGAGAGAUUUGGUGUUCCUCUCCGAUGACUGCAAUGCAUUGGAAUACCCAAUCCCAGUGACCAUGGUCCUGCCAGACGGUCAGCGAUAGGGCAGUCCAGACUAGAGAGAGAGCCCAAGGGGACAACAGUUAUGUCAGCUGCCCAGACAAUGGGCUAAAGCCAUACUCUCCUCCCCACCCACCAGGCCUCCCUGUUACUACUGCACCAGAAGCUGUCACAUCUCUCCACCUUCUGGAGCACAGUUCUUGUUUUCUCUUCUCCCAGAACCUACUUUGAAGACAGUAGGUUAGAAGCUUUGCUUUCAUUUCCCCCUGGUUUUUGUCUUGCCAAGAUGGUUAGAUACACAAGGAUGUUUCCUGGAUCCCCGAAAAGAAAAAGCCAAACCCCCAUCUCUUGUAUGAACGUCUAGUUUGAGAAAAAGCAGAACGGUAGGCUUGUAUUAGUGCUUUAACGGAGUCCUGGUAACAUUUUUCUUUCUUGAUAGGCAUCUGCUUACACUUAGCCAUGCUUCUAUUUCAUAUGCUCUCCCACCACGAACUUUCCUGACAGUUAACUUCCAUUUUUAAGGAAAUUUCACUGCCAGAUAAAGUGUAUUUGCAAGUUUCAUAAUUAUAUAGUGCUGAUGGGAACCACUCUUUCAUUGAAAGGCGAUAAAAUUCAAAUAAAGACUAUCUCCAUGGUGA
This is a messenger RNA of Lutra lutra (Eurasian river otter), 1002 nucleotides long. RefSeq names its product cytokine like 1 (gene CYTL1). Bases 1 to 408 code for a protein of 135 amino acids. Lineage: Eukaryota; Metazoa; Chordata; Mammalia; Carnivora; Mustelidae. Gene Ontology annotation, biological process: positive regulation of transcription by RNA polymerase II. The transcript is spliced from 4 exons. The record is from RefSeq and is a predicted model, not a curated record.